Boeremia exigua is the source of this 3541-nucleotide messenger RNA. RefSeq names its product sodium/calcium exchanger protein-like protein. The transcript has 2 exons. Gene Ontology annotation, biological process: monoatomic cation transport; intracellular calcium ion homeostasis; transmembrane transport. Gene Ontology annotation, cellular component: membrane. The record is from RefSeq and is a predicted model, not a curated record. Gene Ontology annotation, molecular function: monoatomic cation transmembrane transporter activity. Lineage: Eukaryota; Fungi; Ascomycota; Dothideomycetes; Pleosporales; Didymellaceae. The coding region runs from base 235 to 3279 and encodes 1014 amino acids.
ACCGGUUCCAAGAUAUGCCCGCCGUGUUUAAGAGCCCGCGCGCUGCAGGGCUGCCGUCACGCAUCGUCGCCCCGCCGCACAGCGACCGCUGUCCCUGCCUGCCGCCCUCCGCACGUUUGCGACCCCCCGCGCUUCAUCUCCCGUGCCAUCUCCCGCGUCAUAGUCCGCGCCGCGCCGCCAGCGCAUUCGACCGCGGCAGCUAAAAGACCGAGCUCCCGCCAGGCACCUGCGCGCAUGAAGCAGAAUGCCCUGACCAUGGACGAGCGCUCGCUCCUGCACACGGUGCAGCGGUGGCGCCGCGCCAAAUACUCUGCGCGCCCCUUCGCCCUCACCAUCCUCGCCAUCGCCCUUAUCACCCUGCUCGCGUGGGCCAAGGACCAGCGUGGACAGGCCCCGGGAGCGGUGCUGCGCAAGAGAGACGUCACUAUACUCGACGAGGAGUGUCGCCUCGUCCACCAUGCCCACGACCAAUGCGCCUUCGUGCUGGCCAACUGCCCCGACGAGGAGGCCGGCGUCGUCUCGUACCUGACCCUCUACUACUGCCGCCUGCCGCACGCCAAACCCGUCGCCUUCGUCGCCAUGACCCUGUGGCUCGCCCUGCUGUUCAGCACCAUCGGCAUCGCCGCCAGCGACUUCUUCUGCGUCAACCUCAACACCAUCGCGAGCAUGCUGGGCAUGAGCGAGAGUCUGGCUGGCGUGACCCUGCUGGCCUUUGGCAACGGCAGCCCGGACGUCUUCUCGACCUUCGCCGCCUUCCGCACCCACGCCGCCAGUCUCGCCGUGGGCGAGCUCAUCGGCGCCGCCAGCUUCAUCACCGCCGUCGUCUCCGGCUCCAUGGCCCUGAUCCGCCCCUUCAACGUCGCCCGCAAGAGCUUUGUCCGCGACGUCGGCUUCUUCAUUGUCGCUGCCGCCUUCAGCAUGGGCUUCAUUGUCGACGGCGAGCUGCACCUGUGGGAGGCCAUCGCCAUGGUGGCCUUCUAUCUGUUCUACGUCGUGUUUGUCGUCGUCUGGCACUGGUGGCUAAACCAGCGCAAGGCCCGCCGCUUGAAAGCUGCCGCCAGCCGCAGCCACUACGUCACGCCUGGUGGAGAGGAAGAGGAGGUCCCCCAAUAUUUCGACGACGAGGACGGGGCGCCCACCAAUCCCCGAACACCCUCACGCGGUGUCUCAAUCGACGACCUCAACGCUCUUGAGCGUGCUGGCGGGGGAACUAUAGACGCCGACGAGAACGAGGAAGAGCGCGAACGCUGGAUGGGCGAAAUGUCAAACAACAUGCGUGUUAGUCGGCCCCCGCUGGGCCAACGCCGACCGACCCAGACGCCCAUUCGACCUAGUUUAGUAGGAGCCCUCGAGUUCAGAGCGGUACUUUCGUCGCUGCAGAAGUCAAGGAACAUCCAAUCCAUGCCCAUCAACCUGCGACGCUACUCGGACGACCCCACCUACACCACCGCCCAGCAGCAAGACCUGAUCUCCACCAUCUCGGAUCCUGCUCCGCGGCCGCCGUUUGACGUCGCUUCUGUGUCGUCGGGCAAGUCACCGAGCAUUGUGAGGCCGGUGUUGGAGGUGCAGCAGAACAGCCGCGUGCGGGCUGUGUCCACAAACGACAUCGACAACGCUCGUUUCGAUAACCUCCCACACAUCAGCUUCGCGCCCGCAACGCCCGACUUCCGAGACAGUAUGACUGGUCGAGCAGGCGCUGCGCCCCUGUCGCCGACCAUCUCGCUGUCGCCACCGCCUUCCCAGGCCUCGUCGCGUGCGCAGAGCCCAGCGCCCUCGAGAAAUCGAGGCUACUCCGACUUGCUGGCCCCUCCCGGCCUCGACUCUCAGGGUCUCUCGCAGCGCUCAGGGACAUCGACGCCAAGCCCCCUGUCGUCGCCAGUCCUCAACGCGAGCGACCGUCCGAAUCUGAAGCUGACCGUACCUGGUGGUUCGUCCCCGCCUAUCCCGUUCCCUGCGUACACAGACUUCCCGUGGUCGGCACAUAGCUCGUCUCGAGCACCUAGUCUCCGUCUGCCCUCUCCAAGCGCAUCGCCCGAGUCUGCAUUCCACAACGAGAGCCUCUUCGGCGUCUACGAUGUCGCCCGGACCCCCCGGUGGUGGCCCUCGCGGGUCCUUCCCGCGCCGCACGUUUUGCUGUCGACGCUGUUCCCUACGCUGACAAGCUGGCGCGACAAGAACAUCUGGGACAAGAUCCUGGGUCUCGUAGCGGCGCCCCCAGUCCUGCUCCUCACCAUCACCCUGCCCGUCGCCGAGCCCGCAACCAGCGACGACCUGCAACCUGGGCACCCGGACUUUGGGCUCCCUCCCGCCCUGACCCCCAUCGGCGACACCUUCGACCCGCAGUUCCGCCUCGACGGCUCCGCCCCCGCGUCCCGCGCCGGCACCGACCCGUUCAAGCUGCACAAAGCCGCGCCCCACGACCCCUCGUACGCCUCGCACACCACCACCGCCUCCGCCCCGCCCCAGCUCCUCGUCACCACCUCGGACAACAUCAUGAACUCGCCCGAGCAGCUCCCCACGCCCGCCCCCGCCGCGUCCAAGGACUGGAACCGCUGGCUGGUCAUCACCCAGAUCUUCACCGCGCCCUUCUUCAUCAUCCUGAUCAUCUGGGCCAACGUGUCGCCCGACAACCCGCGCGCGCUGCUGCGCCAAACCCUCUUCAGCCUCCUCGCAUCCCUCUCGCUCCUCGCCGCCCUCCUCCUCACCACCUCCCCCUCGCGGCCCCCGCCCUGGCGCCCCCUGCUGUGCUUCCUCGGCUUCGCCGUCGCCAUCGCCUGGAUCAGCACCAUCGCCAACGAAGUCGUCGGCGUCCUGCGCACACUCGGCGUCAUCCUCAACAUGUCCGACGCGAUCCUGGGCCUCACCAUCUUCGCCGUCGGCAACUCGCUCGGCGACCUCGUCGCAGACAUCACCGUCGCGCGCCUCGGCUUCCCCGUCAUGGCCCUCAGCGCGUGCUUCGGCGGGCCCAUGCUGAAUAUCUUACUCGGCAUUGGAUUGUCGGGGUCCUGGAUGAUUCUCGUCAAGGGCGAGCGCAGGCACGAUAGGCACCCCGAUAGACCGGUUAGAUUUUCGCCGUAUCAUAUUGCGGUUAGCACCACGCUGGUUAUCAGCGGCGCCAGUCUGCUUGUCACGCUCGCGGGGCUGCUCAUCGCGGUGCCUGUGCGGCGGUGGCGCAUGGAUCGCGUGAUUGGGUGGGGGUUGGUGGCUGUGUGGGUUGUGUGCACGGCGGUGAAUGUUGGGGUCGAGGUGUUGGGGUUUAGUAGUGACGUGAGUUUCUGAGCUGGAUAUGGAGAGGAGGGGGGGUUUCUGAGGACGUGUGUGUGUGUGUGGGUGGUGCGGUUUUCUGGCGUUGGCAUAUACCACUCUGUUUCUGUUUCUGUGUACCUCAUUCAUAUACGCAUUCCUAGUUCCUCGUUUUGCGAGACGCAGUACAUACACGUAUUCUUGCAUAUACCACCCCGGAGAUUGGGGCAUAUCGUCGGUGUCAAAGUCUUACGGGUGUGGAUCCUACCGGCUCGGGGCAAUUGGUUCUUGCAUCGGC